CCACCGCACGCGAUCGAUCAUCACCAACAUAAUGAGCGACGACGAUGACAUCUACAUCCCACUAAAGCAGCGGCGCCGCGAAGAAGAGGAGCGACGUGUGAAGCGACAGAAACUCAUCCAGGAGAAGCUCAAGCAGCAUGCACAGGACGACGAGGAAGAAGCUGCCGACGACGACGCCACCUCUCGACAACCCACUUCGGCGGCGACAACCGACCCUGCUUCUGACGACGUUGAUGCCGCUGCCCCAACACGGUCUACGGUGAGUUUGCUGGACCAGUCGUUCCAGCUCAAGAAGAAGCGAGAAAACGAAGGCGUGAACGAAGACGACCGGAUACAGUCCACGUCGGAGGUGCAGCUGCUGCACGAAGCGUCACAGGUCCAGAAGGGCGCGCUGGUGUCCGCCGCCGAGCACGCGAGCGGCGUUCGAUACACUGAGUCCCUUCAAACGACAUGGACACCUCCUCGACACAUUGCGCGUCUCACCGAGGACGAGUGCGACCUCGUACGCAAGAAGUGGCACAUUCUCGUCGACGGCGACGACAUCCCGCCGCCCAUCAAGUCGUUCGCCGAGAUGCGUUUCCCGCCCGCGAUCCUCAACUCAUUGAAAGCAAAGAACAUCAUCCGCCCCACUCCGAUCCAGGUCCAAGCCAUGCCGUGCAUCCUUUCUGGACGGGACCUCAUCGGCAUCGCGUUCACCGGCAGCGGCAAGACGCUCACAUUUACGUUGCCGCUCGUGAUGCUGGCCCUGGAGCAGGAGAAGAAGAUGCCGCUGAUUGCCAAGGAAGGGCCGUUCGGAGUCAUCCUCGGGCCAUCCCGCGAACUCAUGCGCCAGACGUACGAGAUUGUCACCCACUUCACGUCGUCCCUGUUUCAAGCUGGUUUUCCCGAAAUUCGCAGCCUGCUGUGCAUGGGCGGCCAGGACAAGCGCGAGCAGCUCGACAUGAUCUUCAAGCGCGGCGUGCACAUCGUCGUGGCGACCCCCGGCCGCCUAAAGGACUUUUUGCAGUCGAAGAAGAUGCACUUGGAUCUGUGCCAGUACAUUUGCCUAGACGAAGGCGACCGCAUGCUGGACUUGGGCUUUGACGAGGAAGUCGCGGCCAUAUUCAACCACUUCAAACAUCAGCGCCAAACGCUGCUCUUCUCCGCGACCAUGCCGCAGAAAUUUCAAGAUUUCGCCAAACAAGUCCUCGUGCGCCCAAUUCUGGUCAACGUGGGCCGGGCGGGGGCUGCGAAUUUGGACGUGCUCCAGGAAGUCGAGUAUGUGAAACACGAGGCCAAGAUCGUGUACUUGCUCGAAUGUUUGCAGAAGACGGCGCCGCCGGUGCUCAUUUUCUGCGAGCGCAAGGGCGACGUGGACGACAUCCACGAGUAUUUGCUGCUCAAGGGGGUGGAAGCCGUGUCGAUUCACGGUGAUUACUAAUCUGAAUUUGGGCUUUUUUUUAGCAUUUUUUGGGGUUUUUAGGUGGAAAAGACCAAGUUGAGCGAAACGAAGCCAUCGAUUUGUUCAAGCGCGGGGACAAGGACGUGCUCGUGGCGACGGACAUCGCGGCGAAAGGUCUGGACUUUCCGGACAUCCAGCAUGUGAUCAACUUUGACAUGCCCGUGGAAAUUGAAAACUACGUGCAUCGCAUUGGCCGCACGGGGCGCUGUGGCAAGACAGGGGUCGCCACAACCUUUAUCAAUAAAAACGUGCCUGAAAGUGCCUUGCUGGAUCUAAAGCACUUGCUCGUGGAGGCCAAGCAGCGCGUGCCGCCGGUGCUCAAGGCGCUGGACGACCCCAUGGAACACUUGCAGGAGAAUGCCACGGGCUCCAAAGGUAGUAGUUACACUUUACGAUUAGGGUCUUUUUACAGUGAAAAUGACACGAUUUGGGUCCUAAUGGCUUUGUUUUCGGGUGAAUAUGAUACGAUUUGUCGUUUGACUGAAACGUUUUAUGCCUCUAAAAUGAUUCUGUUCUUUCAGGUUCAAAUGAUAGUAUUUCAUAUGAAAUGGUUUUUUGAGGUGAAUAGGAUACUACUUUUUAGGGUUAAAAUGAUACUUUUUAGGGUUCAAAUGAUACUUUUUGGGGUUUAAAUGAUACUUUUGAGGUUAAAAUGAUACGUUUUGGGGUUUAAAUGAUACAUUUUGGGGUUAAAAUGAUGCUUUUUGAGGUUAAAAUGAUACUUUGGAUGUUUUAAUCGACACUUGUUUGGCGGUAGGGUGUGCGUUCUGUGGUGGGUUGGGCCAUCGGAUCACAGACUGCCCCAAGCUCGAGUCGAAUGCGCGGAAGCUCAAUGCCGGUCGCCGCGACUACUUGGGCGGCCAAAGCGGCGGCUACGGAGGGGAUACUCUGGGCUGAUAUAUCACAAUAAUAUAUUCUUGUAAUAUAUUCAAACAUGUUUACUUCAACACUUUGCCCAGCACUCGUCGACAGAUGAGCCACCAGCCCCCGGCGGAGACGGAGCCGGCAGGGAAGAACGGCAUGGCCACCAGGCGUUCCACGGGCAUGAGCCGCCCAGGAGGGAACACCACGAGCGGACUGGACCAGAACACGACAACCACGAUCGCCAGGAGCACAGGUUGGAUGUAGCCAAAGUAGCGGGGGACCGCUGCAUGCGCCAAGCGCUCGACAGCCAGCGUCUGCUCCUGCUUCUUGACGGUGUUCAUCUGACGCACCAACUUGGAAUGCUCGACAAACAUGUCGACGCUGUUGAGCUUCUUCGCUUGGACGGCGAGCACCGCAUGCUGCCGCUGCAGGGCGAGCUCUGCCUGCGUAGGUCGGCUUCCUCGUGUCUGCAGAACAUGCAGCAGCACCUCCACCACAACGCACAGCAGGGUCAGGACCAGAAGACUUGGCGCGUCCACCGCUUGAAUCAUCACCACACUCACCGCCGUGGAAAGAAAGUGUCGUGG
Aphanomyces astaci is the source of this 2892-nucleotide messenger RNA. RefSeq lists its product as hypothetical. Gene Ontology annotation, biological process: mRNA splicing, via spliceosome. Bases 32 to 1420 code for a protein of 462 amino acids. The transcript is spliced from 4 exons. Gene Ontology annotation, cellular component: spliceosomal complex. The record is from RefSeq and is a predicted model, not a curated record. NCBI's taxonomy places the organism in Eukaryota, Oomycota, Saprolegniomycetes, Saprolegniales, Verrucalvaceae. Gene Ontology annotation, molecular function: RNA binding; RNA helicase activity; ATP binding.